Molecule: messenger RNA, 3433 nt
Organism: Amoebophrya sp. A120
Lineage: Eukaryota; Dinophyceae; Syndiniales; Amoebophryaceae
Source: the annotation of a GenBank genome assembly
CAAAACCAAAAGUGGAAAAGACUGCGAUCCGACAGGAGGAGAUCCCGUGACAACAAGAACAGCGAACACCUCAUCUUUUACUAGUUCCUCUGCUUCUACUCUCGCAGAACACGACGCGCUAGGGGAAGCGAGAAGUUCGCGAAACUGCAAAACAAGCCAGAACACUGAUGACAUCACUCGAGUUCCGGACCACGAACUUCUGAUGCAGCAGUACAAUUCCUCAACCGGACGAGCGCAGCUGUUUUGCGCCAUUCCGUACUUGAAAGGCAUUGAGCUGAAGCGGCUGAUGCUGUACGACGCGAAGAAGGUGCAACUGGGCGAAACGCGGCUCUGCCGCGAGCUCUGGUCCCGCUUCGUGCGGAGAAGCUGGGAGCUGUCGAUGGGGUUGGUCUUUCCCACGAACAAAAAAGUGGGCCGGCGGUGCCACGUGCGGACGGUGUUGCGGUUUCUCCAGGCAAUUGCCUCGGUGCAGUACUACCCCGAGGAAGUAGGUGGAGAUGGUCUUUAUUUUUCCGUUGCAAGACAAGAACAUCAAAUAGCACAGGUGGACCACGACGAGCAGGAUGCUAGUAGCUGCACGAGCUCGACGAGCCCGAGCUCCUGUGGAAUAAAAAACGAACAGCAGCAGCAGAAGAUGGUUGACGAUAUGUUUUUGCGGUGCAUGGUUGCGGAAAAGAACAACGCACUGAAGCGGCAGGAGUAUGUGUUUCUACUGAACGCGUUGGCCCGGCUGCGUCUGAACACGCCCGAUCUGAUGUGCCAGAAGAUCCUGCAAAAGAUGUCCAUCGUGUGGCCGCUGUUGCGGCAGGAGCAACUGGUUCUCGCCGCCAACUGCUGCGCGAAACUGAGUCUCGGCGGCAGUUCGGCGUGGGCCAAGCCGUUGAGCGAUGCCUUGGAAAUGGCCUUGUUUGGAAACGUGCAGGAAAGGAGGCUGGUGGGGACAAAGUCACACUCACACUCACACCAAGUUCUUCUUGGCAAGACCCAGGAAAACGAUUUUUCCGACUGUGCCGAGGAUUUGCCACCCUUGCUAGUGGACACGGGCAGGAUGAACGGAGUCCCCGGGACGAGCAUUGCAGAAGGGCUGGACGACCAAGAAGACCUGCCUGUGGUGGACAACCUCACCCCGCACGCACCCUGGAGAGCCAGAGAAAAUGUACACGGAGUUGAUGGGUCGUUUGGCACUGCGUCUUCAAGUCUGCAUCUUCCAGGAGCUGAAGGCGUCGCGGGUUCAGAGCAGGGCUUUGGCCCAGAAGUAGUUGAGCGUUUUCAUCACCCGGAGGAGCGCAGCACCGCAAAGAAGUCGAUUUUUUACUACGACAUGCUCGGGCACGAUCAGGAAGAAAAGGUCGUCAGUCCUAUGGAAGUGGUAGGCAAAAGUGUAUACGGUUUUUUGCAUUUCGGAACGUGGAAUAUAAAGGAAGCGCUUUCCUACAACUUCCGCCUUAUUACAGAGCCGCCACGCUCUGCUCGUGCUUAGCGAGCGUGCUGGUAAUGAUGGAGGUACUUACUCUCUUAUCUCAGUCAUUACCUUGGCGAGCGUGCUGGUAAAAUUAAUCUAGGAGGUGAACAAGAAGUACAAGUACAACUACCUCAAUGCAGCGCAGUAAGUACUCAAGUCUCAGCCUCCACCUCCAUAAGCACAAUGAAGCGGCAGCUGGUCUUGCGGCAGCUGAAGGCGAUCACGGUGCUCGAGUUGAUUCCGCACCGGGUAUAUCAAGUGCAAAAAUGUCUGGGUCUGGAAGAAUGCCAGACUUGUCAUGCACAUUUUGAAUGGCCAAUGAGGUUUGGAAUGCAGAUCCUAGCACGACAGAUUUGGUGAGCUCUCCAUCUUGCCUAUCCUGCAUCAGAAACUGCUUCGCAGCUUGGUCGAAAGUGGACAGCUUUUGGCCAUCAUGCAACACAGAUUUUUGCAUGAUUCUGAUUCACCAUGACAAGUUCCACUUUUCCAGACCCAGACAUUUUUGCAUUUGAUAGGGUACCGGACGUGAUCCGGCUCUACCUAGACCAGCAGAACGGGCCGAACCGGCGGCAGGCGAACGACCGCAAUCUGGUUCUGUUCGAACUGUAUUUACGGGCGUACUUGAUGAGUAACGAUAACGAAGUAAGUCAAGAACAUGAACAUCAUGAUUACUAUCAAGACCACCGUCGUCCCAGUCUUUACGAGACCGUGUUGUCGGCGCAGGAACGGAUGCAGUUGGAGAAUCGGCGGGAUUUGUUUUACGAGAAGACGGGAAUGACCGAAGAAGAGGAGGGGGAGGAGAGGGAAGAAGAGGCGAUAGUGCUACAGGAAGUAGAAAACCGGGGCGAAUCAUCAUGUGCAGCACCAGCUACCGUCGAUGCUCCAUCUGGGGAAAAAAUGAUGAAAGGUAGCAGCAAAACAAGUUCGACUUCCUCUCUCACUUCGAUUUCCCAGGCGAUUUUCGAGAUCAACGGGCAGGUCUGGUGCACCAGCCUCGAGCUGAUGGCUGGAAAUUAUGGGAUGAACAAGUCUGCUAGCAGUGUUGGCGCCCCCACACAGCGAACAACGAAGUUUCUGCGCUACAGUGAUGGAGGUGCUCGUGGCAACAAGAAGAACUUUUGCGACGAUCGGCGAGAGGAAGAAGCGCUGCUCAUGCAGGAUUCCAGUACCAGCGAUUCUUGUCCCGCUUCUGGGAGCAGGGAUCAUCGUGAAGAGACAACUACGCGGGUAGGGUCCCCCGUCGUGAACCUGAUCGAGAGCCGCGUUUCCGCCGGGCCCUACAGUCUCGACUAUUUUCACGCGGAGACAAAGACGGUGAUUGACCUUCUUAUCCUGAUGGGACAACUACAUGACCAAAAGUUCUGCGCAUCCUGUCUCAAAAAUCCCCUGUGCGUUCUUCAGAGGGGCAAAGAAACCGUUACAUGUGAGGCGAAACGCAUUCUCAAAAGGUCUUCUGGAAUUUAUUCCAAGAAGACCAGAUGAAGAUGGGGAAAAAUUCAUCAAGAUGUGGCAUUCAUGUUGUAUGUGGAAAGUGAUAGUGAAAGUGCACUCGAAUAGAGGGUGCCUCACAUGACGAGGAUCUAUCAUGCAGACUGAUGCGGAAGUUUUCCCCGCCCAUACGUUUCCCUCCGUUCGCCUACUUUCGGAAGACGCGAACGCUAACCCCGCAAAUCAAGUGGCGCCACCGGUUCUUGACCAAGAUGGGAUUUACGGUGCUCACGGUACCUUACUGGAAGAUUCGCGUGGAGGAGGGGUGAGGUGUGCCAUCUUCCCGUUUUAGGAACCAAUAUUCCUCCGAUAGUGGCAUCACACUUCUACUGACUCGAAGAAACAGAUGCAGGGUUCAUCAGGGUUUUGGGAUUAAGAAGAGCCUGUGAGGUUGGUCUCACCGCGGCGCUACCUGCGCACUUACAUCACUCGUUCAAAAGCGCGGAAAAAAAUUGGUCGUUUUAUGAUUUCAACAAAACAAAA